Messenger RNA from Cucurbita pepo subsp. pepo (vegetable marrow), 3388 nucleotides. Its product is annotated as protein MEI2-like 5. The record is from RefSeq and is a predicted model, not a curated record. Gene Ontology annotation, molecular function: RNA binding. Lineage: Eukaryota; Viridiplantae; Streptophyta; Magnoliopsida; Cucurbitales; Cucurbitaceae.
UACAAUUGAGUCCCCAUUUCCACGCCCACCACCAUUCUUUUGCAGCCCAUAACUCUCUUCUUCUUCUUCCCUCCAUCUUCCCCUCAUUGAUUUUUCACUUCUUUCUCUCCCCUAUCAUCGUCUCCUUUUCCCCUCUUUUAAUUCCCUCUUUCUAUUUCAGUAAACGCCCAAUUUCAGUUCCACCAUAAGUAUUGCUCUGCAGCUCUCAAUAGCAACAACGAGAACUGUGUGUGGCAUUUUAGUACCGCCGUUUCUCUCUUUGAUCAUCGUCGUUUUGAAGGACUACUAGUUGGAUUUUCCGUUCUUGGCAGGAAACUCGUCGAUGACUUUUUUUUUCUUCACUUGACAAAAGUACACCGGAAUCUUCUUUUUAUUGCAUAUCAAGUAGAGAAGAUCAGAAAGUGAUGCAGAAGCAGAGUUCACAUCACUCAUUUUCAGGUCAUUCUUAUAGUCCACCCAUGGCUAAGCCCAAAGAAAAGGAAAAUGCAUGGGGUAAUUUCCACAAAGCUGAUGCUUUCGAUGCUUCCAGCGUUACUACACUAUUCUCAAGCUCAUUGCCGGUUCUUCCGCAUGGGAAGCUGAACAUGAUCGACAAAGGAGUUACUAUUCAAUCGGUUGAUGACAUCUCGUCUCGCUUUAAGAAUCUCAACCCAGGUCCAGAGGGGGAUGAUGUGCUUGAAGACAUCGAAACUCAUGCAAUUGGCAGCUUGCUUCCCGAUGAUGAGGAGGAGCUUCUAGCGGGAAUAUUGGAUGAUUUAGAUCUGAAUGGCUUGCCUACCUCUCUUGAAGACUUGGAAGAAUAUGAUCUUUUCAGUAGUGGAGGUGGCAUGGAGUUGGAAACAGAUGCUCAACAAAAUGCUAGCAUUGGUUCUUCAAGGGUAAGCUUAGGUGAUGGUGCAAUUGGAAGUGUGGUGCCUCCUUAUACCUUUUCAAAUGGUAAUGGAACGGUUGCUGGAGAACAUCCUUAUGGAGAGCAUCCUUCAAGAACGUUGUUUGUGCGGAAUAUUAAUAGCAAUGUUGAAGAUUUGGAACUGAGAGCUCUCUUUGAGCAAUAUGGCGAUAUUAGGACUUUGUAUACUGCGUGUAAACAUAGGGGCUUUGUGAUGAUAUCUUAUUAUGACAUUCGUGCUGCUCGAACUGCUAUGCGUGCAUUGCAAAAUAAACCACUGCGGCGGAGAAAACUUGACAUUCACUUCUCAAUUCCCAAGAAUAAUCCAUCUGAGAAGGAUAUAAAUCAAGGAACCUUGGUAGCCUUUAAUUUAGAUCCCUCAAUUCCCAAUGAAGAUCUUCAUCAAAUUUUUGGGGUCUAUGGGGAGGUCAAAGAGAUAAGGGAAACUCCACACAAGAGACACCAUAAGUUUAUUGAGUAUUAUGAUGUUAGAGCUGCUGAAGCAGCACUGAAGGCAUUAAAUAGAAGCGACAUUGUUGGCAAACGCAUAAAGCUAGAACCAAGUCGCCCUGGCGGAGCUCGUCGAAGCUUGAUGUUGCAACUAAAUCAAGAACUUGAACAAGAUGAUUUCUGGAGUUUCCGCCAUCAAGGUUCACCGGUUAUCAAUUCUCCCCCAGCAUCUGUGACAGGUAAAUGGAUGUCGUUCAACGGUUCGAUUAAACCUAGUUCCAUGGGAAGUAGCAGCAACUUUCCGGGUUUUACAUCCAUAAGCCCAACAGGUGGCAACCAUUUGGCUGGAUUAGCUUCUGUUCUUCCUAAAGUAACAAGAAGUAAUGUGAAGGUUCCUCCUAUUGGCAAGGACCAGCAUCCAUUGUAUAUAAAUCCAUUGCAUGCCUUUCAACCAUCCCUUUCAUUCCCCGAACCAAAAUCAAGGCCCUAUAAUGAGACUAUGCCCUCCUUCAGACCUCCCACAUCAAGUGGAUCAUGUGUGGAAGCGUUAUCCGGUCCACAAACUUUUUGUGGAAGUCAGAAUUCAUACACAGAGUCCUCUAGUUCUUCUGCUUGGUCAAGAUCGUACACAAACCUUCAGUUCUUAUCCAAUGGAAAUGGUCAUACAUUUCCGUUUCCCGGCCGACAAACUUCUUUCUUCAGCUCAACUCCCACUGCUCUUUCGCAUCAUGUCGGAUCUGCUCCAUCUGGUGUCCCGUCGGAGAGGCACUUUGGGUAUUUCCCCCAGUCACCAGAUACUUCGUUAAUGGGUCCUGGGGCAUUCAGAGGUUUAAGCUUUAGUUCACAUGCUCCUGUAAACCCCGCCAUCACCACACCGAGAAACAUGUCUGAAAUUCACCCUUCGACUUUUCAAAUGAUGUCUUCAUCCAUGCUGAACUCGAUGUUAUCAGGUAGUGUUCCAUACUUGGGACUGCUACCAAACACCCUGGAUGGUUUGAAUGAGCGUGGCAGAAGCCGAUGGAUUGAGAAUAACGGAAAUCAGAUUGACAGUAAGAAGCAGUUUCAGCUUGACUUGGAUAAAAUUAAGGGCGGGGAAGACACUCGAACAACCUUGAUGAUAAAAAACAUCCCGAAUAAGUACACGUCAAAAAUGUUAUUAGCUGCCAUUGAUGAACAUCAUAAGGGUACUUAUGAUUUUCUCUAUUUGCCAAUUGAUUUUAAGAAUAAAUGCAACGUCGGCUAUGCUUUCAUCAAUAUGCUAUCUCCUCAACACAUAAUAUCCUUUUAUGAGGCUUUUGAUGGAAAGAGAUGGGAGAAGUUCAAUAGUGAGAAAGUUGCUUCCUUGGCAUAUGCUCGUAUCCAAGGAAAGAUGGCUCUCAUGAGUCAUUUCCAGAACUCAAGCUUAAUGAAUGAAGAUAAGCGCUGCCGCCCCAUUCUUUUUCACUCAGACGGGCCUGAGGCUGGAAAUCAGAUUCUUCAUGAACAUCUGCCAUCCUCCCAUUUGGGCAUCAAUAUCUGGGCGAUGAAUGAUUCGUCGGGAAGCCCUCCAAGUAACGGCAUUAGUGAGGGGCUUGAUAAAUUCUAAACGCAGCAUCAUCGCCCUCUGCCCAGAUCUGUAGCUGCUGAAUUUCUAACUCGAGUAAAUAAUCGUACAUAUGUCAGGAACAGUUGGAUUAGGAAGAACAAACAUAUGCAGAUUUUGUUUAUAAUGUGCUUUCUGCAGUGUUUUGGUUGGAAGAUUGGAUGGAGAUGGAGUGGCUGGUUCCAUGUCGGUUGCUGUCUUCGGUCUCGGCUGCCCAGUGUUGUUUAUGCACUGAAUUAGUCCAUGAUUUCUCCUACAUUUUGGGAGCUUCUUUUUGCCUUCCCCCUAAAUGUUGGUUUGAGAAAUGAGAAACAAUGUAUAUACCACAGUUGAUUGUGUUUUUUGGUUGGGAAGCUUUGAGAGGAGGAACCACACAAUUGUAUAGCGGGUAGGACCUUUGCAACUUCUAUGCCCAAAACUUGUUUCAGCUUUUUAAAUACAAGUUCAAUUGCUUUGUGUUUAUACCA